Messenger RNA from Acinonyx jubatus (cheetah), 3714 nucleotides. RefSeq lists its product as uncharacterized. The coding region runs from base 2239 to 2910 and encodes 223 amino acids. The record is from RefSeq and is a predicted model, not a curated record. NCBI's taxonomy places the organism in Eukaryota, Metazoa, Chordata, Mammalia, Carnivora, Felidae. The transcript has 3 exons.
CCCAGGCUGGGCUCACACAGAGCUGGAGGCCCUACCCAGAAGUGCCUGCCACAAGGGGCAGGGUGGGCACGCAUGCCUGAGUGCCCUGGGCUGUGACCAAUCAAUGACCAUUUUCUGCUCUUUUGUACCAAGUUGGAAAACUAGGUAGGACAAAUGGUUAACAUGAGUUUAAGUAGCCUAUUGGAGACUUAUACUUACUUGUAGGAGGCAUGUUGGAAUUUGGGGGCCUCCAGCACAAGGACUGGGGUUACCAGUAAUGGUACAGAAUGGCUGGUGGAGAAAGUACUGGCUUUGGAAUCAGAAGGCUCUGUGCUCUGGUGCCGGCUCACCUCUGCCUGGGACGACUGCCUUAUACAGCCUUGCAGGGCCCGGUGGCUGUCCUGCCCCUGCUGUCCCACAGCCUCACGUUCUAGCCCUCUUCAGGUAGGGCAGGUGCAUGCAAUAUAAUGUUCCCUGUAGAAGAUGCACCUGUGGAUCAGUGGUAUUAGUUUAGGAACUCAGUAGGAAUGUAGCUGUAAUCCAGGCCCUUUCCAGCUUUUGAGAGUAAGGCCCUAGUUCCUGGCAUGUCACAGAGACCACGGUGCUGUUGUCUCUUGCUGGCUUGUCAUGUGGGCCCAGAGAAAUAUUCUCCUUUGCAGCCAGCAAUAUGAUUUAUUUGAAAGAAAGUCUAUAAUGAGCAUGUGCUUCAAAUGAAAGAAUCAGGAUGGUACUGCCUGAGCUCGUUUAUGCUAAUGCUCUGCAGGGAAGUAGCUUGGAAAUUGCUUUUAUUAAGGGAAUAGGACACACAGAGUGGGGAAAUGGAGCCUGCGGGCAGCCAGAGGCCUCCCAUCUCUUCGCCUUCUAUUUGCAAGCAUCUGAGAUGCCAUCCGCAGUUGGCAGGGGCCUUGGCAUAAUGUUGGUGUUGCUGGUGCUGGCCCCGUGGGCUGUCUGGGCUGGAGAAGUGCUUUCUUCGCACCCUCGUGGUCUGCCUGAACUUGCUCUCCCUGGUCCCUUUGCUCUAUCUGGGUGUGAGUCAGGAAAUAAGAGCAGGCCCCUAGUGUCCCCACAGUGACAGGGUAGGACAGCUUCAGUUAAUAAGCUUGGCGGCUGGCAGAAUAGCUGAGCCUCACUGGCCCUAACAAAUGCAAUGCUGUCAACUGGGAAGAGGGUUUCAUAGGGCUCUGGGUGGACCUGACCUUGCCACCUUUACAGAUAACCUUGUUGGCAACAUAUAGAGCAUUCUUCUAAGUGGGUGAAUGACCCAGGGGUGGAAAGAGGAACCUUAGGAGGUGGUGAUGUUGCCAUUUGCAGCAUAUCUUGGCCCCUGAAGUUUUGGCAAAAGUCCUGAGCUCCCCAUGCACACCUGUCAACCCUCCCUGCACUACACAAAAGUGUAUUCCUUUCCUAUUAUCUCUGUAACAAAUUACCAUAAACUCAGUAGCUUAAAACAACACACAUCUAUUCUUCUACAGUUCUGGAAGUCCGAAGUCUAAAAACAAGGUGUCUGCAGGGCUGUGUUCAUUCUAGAGGCUUUAGGGGUGAAUCUAUUUCCUGUCUUUUUAGAGUCUAGGAGUGGGCUGUAUUCUCCUCUCUAACUUCUUGCUCUAUUCGCACCUCCUCCUCCUGAUUCUGAGCCACCUGCCUCCCUCUUACAAGGCCCCCGUGAUUGCACUCAGCCCCCUGCAUAUUUUAGCAUAAUCUCUCCAUCCCAAGACCCUUCACUUAAUCAUGUCGGCAGACUCUCUUUCACCAUGUAAGGUGCAGGAUUCCGGGACCAGGAUAGCACAGGAGGACUGCCGCGGGUGGGGUAAGAUGAGGAGACCACAAGCAAACCCUGCCCCAUCUGGCCCAGCAAUGCCUCCAUCAGCGUGAUGGCUCCAGUACCGCGUUGGAGGGCAACUCUGGCUCUGCUUGUGUAUUUAGGUCUUUACUAACCACUUCCCAUAUUCUCUCUCCUGCACCCGAGGGUGCUCAUCUUCCCCCACUGCCAAGUGACUUUGCAGCCCCUUCUCUCCCUUCUUUUGCUUAAACACUGGAACGUUGGGCCGUGCCAGUUCCCUGGUUCUAACCUUGGGUUCUCUUAUCCGUGUUCUGCUUCUCCUCCUUGUGGCUCUCCUCAGUGGAACAUUUCCUCCAGAACUCCAUCAUGGCUCUACAGGUUUUAGGAAGUUGAACACAUUAGUGUUAUAACAGAAGGGCGGAAGUAGACCAUCUCUUGAAGCCGAAGGUAGAAUUUCAGGGCAGCAGGUGUGAACAGGAAUGAGGUCACAAUGCUUCCUUCCAUCCUGUGGGCAGAGCAUUGGACACAAUGAGCAGGUGCAGAAAGGAAGUUCAAUGUUCCUCACAUUGGGACAACCUGGGGAACCAGAGAGAUUUGUCCCACAGAAGUGGGGAUGCCUCAAGGAGAGACCUGCCCGGAAGGAUUUGAAAAUGAAUGAGGAACCCUGGGGGGUGCUGACAAGGCUUCCACUUAGGAAGUGCUGUCUCUGGGACAGUGGAGGCAGUCACUGCUUAGGGCACCAGGAGACCACUUCCAGAAGGGCAGGCUGUGCACCUGAGACAACAGCUGAACCGACCAGAGGAGAAAGGUCAGGAUCCUGGGAGCCCGAGCUCAGGUUGGAGCUGAAGGUGGUGGUAGCCAGGACAGACCACAGAAAAGUUUCCUGCAGGGAAGUGGCAGUGGCCUCAGGAAACCGGGCAGAGAAGAGCCAGGGGCCACCUGAGUUCUCAAACCUCUCCAGGCUCCUCUCUCAAGUGAUGUCGCAGCCCGCACCUGUUCCUCUCACCAGGGCAGGAGGAAGGCCCUGGCCACCCAGUGAGCAGACACUGUCACUAUUUAGAGAAAGAGUGGCAUGGGAGGGAAAACUGCAGAAGGAACUGAAAACUCAGUGCCAUGGACAACUCUUUUAUUGUGAACAUGGCACCUUCUGAUCCAGAGCCUAUCAACUUCCAGAGCUCCUCUCUCUCUCUGUCUCUCUGUACAUGGCUGACUGGUCAGAUUUUUACUAGGCAUUUUUGAAUUGAAAUAUAUUAAUUAAAAAUCUCAACCUCAAAAUUUAUUGCCUGUUUUGUUUCCCUGUAUGACAUUGGGCAAAUGCCUACCUCUUUCUAGACCUCAGUUUGCUCAUCUGUAACUUAAAAGAGGAUGAACCAUGAGGGCAGAGGCAGGAAGGGAUGUCUCGGGUGAAAAAGACUAUAUGAUGUAGUGGAGAAACCUGUGCUUGAGAACCAGCAGACUUAAGUUAGAAACCUGACUGACACUCUGUUAGUCAUGUGCUCUUGAGAAAGUUGCUUUUCCUCUACCAAGUCUGGGCUUCUCAUUGGUAAAAUGGAGAUAACAAUUGGUGUGGGGAUUGUUAUGGGUUGAAUUACAUCCCUCAAAAAGAUACAUUGAAGUCUUGAUCCCUAGUACCUGUGAAUGUGACCUUAUUUGGGAAUGGGGUUGGUGCAGAUGUAAUUAAGAAGAGGUCACACUGGAGUAGGGUAGUCUCUAAUCCAAUAUGACUGGUGUCCUUAUAACAAGGGGAGAAGACACAUGGGGAGAAGAUGGUCAUAUGACAGUGGAGGCAGAGAUUGGAGUGAUGUGUCCCCAAGGCAAGGAAUGCCUGGGGCUACCAGAAGCUGGAAGAAGUAAGGAAGGAUUCUUUCCUGGAGGCUUCAGAGUGAGCACAGCUUUGCCAAGCUUGAUUUCAGAACUCCAGCCUCCAGAACUGUGAGAAAAUAAACUUUUUUUGU